Messenger RNA from Sphaeroforma arctica JP610, 876 nucleotides. RefSeq lists its product as hypothetical. NCBI's taxonomy places the organism in Eukaryota, Ichthyosporea, Ichthyophonida. The transcript has a single exon. Bases 1 to 876 code for a protein of 291 amino acids. The record is from RefSeq and is a predicted model, not a curated record.
AUGUAUGGAACGGAAAAACAAGCAAAGCGCUUACGCGAGCAUGUUUCUCCAGACACUACUAAAGAUCUACAGCAGUGGACGGAACGUCAGCAGUCAAUGACGCCCGAAAAGCGUAAGGAUUUGAUUGCAAAACCUGUGGCAGUUGACCCAGAUGCGCCCAGCAUAUCUAUACCUUACGAGGAACUACCACCCGAAGUCCAGGUAUUUUACACUCCUGUUCCUUCGCCCGGCCAUGAGUCACCUGUUAUUGAGGGUAUUAUAGACCCAGAGGCAGGUAAAAGGACUCCACCACCUUUACCCAACUGGGGAGACCGUUCACGUCAGAGACCAGUUAAAACUGGGUAUGUCAUCCAGACGCAUGAAUCACUCAAGAUAAUAAUACCAACGACUAUCCAAGGAACAGUGCACCGAAAGGUCUCUACCAUGGACUUUACACGGGGCAAUAAACCCCCGCGUAAGCGAAUUAACGAAGUCAAGUUUAAUCGCUUCGAUCGAACUGCUUUGCAUCAACCCGCAGAGGAUUUCCAUUCUGAUGAAGUGACGGAACUUAAAAACUCGGUCGACGACUACAUGAUCAAAAUGGACAUUGCUCAUGACCAGAAGAAUGAAGCAGACAUAACAUAUUAUGCUAAUAGGAUCGCGAAUCAACAGAAGCGCAUCGACCAACUACUUCAGGCCCAACGUGGACAAGACCACCGGGAUAACCAGAAGUACAAGGGGCAGAUCAGUCGACUUAAGUCGAACUGGGAUGCUAGCAGCAAGCAGGUCGAGUUUAUUAAUAAUCACGACCUCGACACGCUAACCCAUACGCUAAAUGCGCUUACGGUUAUGCUGGAGACGAUCGAUAUCGCUCCCCAGCAGUGGAUUUCUGCAUGA